CCUGGCGGGGGCGGGGCCGGCAGCUCCCGCGCGCUCCGGCCCCUCCUCGGCCACACAAAGGCCCGUCUCCAUGGCAGCCGCGCGGGCCAGAGCGCAACGCAGAGCGCGGCCCCGGCGCCAUCGAGCGACGGCUGCGGAGGAGCAGAUGGGGAAAUGAGGCACAGAGAAGUUAACUUGCCCAAGGUCACCCAGCUAAGUCCCGAUGCCAGCCUGAAACAGAGACUGAAAGCACUGAAGCACUGGUGAGCAAAGUUCUGGGGGCAAUGGCUCUGUCACUCUGGGCCCUGACCUUGCUGGGUCUGGCGGGCCUAGGGUUGAGCCUACGGUCCCGCAAGCCGGAGAGUUUCCGCAGUGACACAGAGCUGAACCACCUGGUUGUGGAUGAGGCCUCGGGUGUGGUAUAUGUUGGGGCAGUGAACGCGCUCUACCAGCUGAGUGCUGACCUGCAUCUCCAGCAGCAUGUGGUCACAGGACCCUUCAUGGAUAACAAGAAGUGCACACCACCCAUCGAGGCUAGCCAGUGCCACGAAGCAGUGCUCACUGACAACGUCAACCAGCUGCUGCUGCUCGACCCACCUGGGAAACGCCUGGUCGAGUGUGGCAGCCUUUUCAAGGGCAUCUGUGCCCUGCGUGCCCUGAGCAAUGUCUCGGUGCGCCUCUUCUAUGAGGAUGGCAGUGGAGAGAAGUCCUUUGUAGCCAGCAAUGACGAGAGAGUGGCCACAGUAGGGCUGGUGAGCUCCACGCGCCCCGAUGGUGAGCGCGUGCUGUUUGUGGGCAAAGGCAAUGGGCCACAUGACAACGGCAUCAUCGUGAGCACCCGCCUGCUGGACAGGGCUGAGGGCCGGGAGGCCUUUGAGGCCUACUCGGACCACACCACCUUCAAGGCUGGCUACCUGUCCACUAACACUCAGCAGUUCAUUGCGGCCUUUGAGGACGGCCUCUAUGUCUUUUUCAUCUUCAACCAGCAAGACAAGCACCCUGCCAGGAACCGGACACUCCUGGCACGAAUGUGCAAAGAUGAUCCCUCCUACUACUCCUAUGUAGAGAUGGACCUGCAGUGUCGGGAUCCCAGUGACCCCCAAGUCUCUUUCUUUGGCACCUGCCUAGCGGCUUCUGUAGCCACUCCUGGUGCUGGCAGGGCACUCUAUGCUGUCUUCAGCAGAGAUGGCCGGAGCAGUGCGGGGCCUGGGGCAGGCCUCUGUGUUUUCCCACUAGAUGAAGUCAAUGCCAAGAUGGAAACCAACCGUAAAAACUGCUACACAGGUACCCGAGAGGCAGGCCGUGAAACCUUCUACAAGCCCUUCCACGGAGACAUCCAGUGUGGUGGCCAUGUGCUAGGUGCCAGCGAGAGUUUUCCAUGUGGCUCGGAGCAUCUGCCCUAUCCACUGGGCAGUCGUGAUGGACUCAUCACCACAGCCCUUCUGUACCGUGGGGGCCUGAAUCUGACAGCGGUGACGGUAGCUGCCGAGAAUGGCCAUGUUGUCGCCUUCCUGGGCACCUCAGAUGGCCGGAUCCUUAAGGUGUACCUUGCCCCAGAUGGGACUUCUGCAGAGUAUGGCUCUAUCCUGGUAGACAUCAAUAAGAAAAUCAAGCAGGACCUGGCACUGUCUGGAAACCUGUCCAGUCUAUAUGCUAUGACCCACGAUAAGGUGUUCCGGCUCCCAGUGCAGGAAUGUCUGAGUUACCUAACCUGUGCUCAGUGUCGUGACUCCCAAGAUCCCUACUGUGGCUGGUGUGUCGUCGAGGGACGAUGCACCAGGAAGGCCGAGUGCUCACGGGCUGAGGAAACUGGCCACUGGCUGUGGAGCCGGAACAAAUCCUGUGUGGCCAUCACUGAUGCUAAUCCACAGAACAUGAGCCGGCGGGCUCCGGGACAGGUACGGCUGUCUGUCAGCCCCCUACCCACCCUGACUCAGGAGGAUGAGUUGUUAUGCCUCUUUGGUGAACCACCGCCACGCCCUGCCCAGAUUGAGGGGGACGCCAUUAUCUGUGACCCCCCAAGCAGCAUCCCUAGCACACCACCAGGCCAAGACCACGUGGCUGUGAGCAUCCAGCUCCUCUUCAAACGUGGCAGUGUCUUCCUCACCUCCCACCAGUACCCUUUCUAUGACUGCAGAGAGGCUAUGAGCCUGGUGGAGAACCUGCCGUGCAUCUCCUGCGCUAGCAACCGCUGGAUGUGCCAGUGGGACCUGCUGUAUCACGAGUGUCGGGAGGCCUCACCCAACCCGGAGGACGGAAUCAUACGUGCUCACAUGGAGGCCAACUGCCCCCAGUUCCUGGACCCUAGCCCUUCCGUCAUCCCCAUGAACCAUGAGACAGAAGUGACCUUCCAGGGCAAGAACUUGGACACUGGGAAGGUCUCUUCCCUCUAUGUGGGCAGUGACCUGUUGAAGUUCAAGGCAACUGUGACUAUGCAGGAGUCAGGGGCCUUCUCUUUUAAGACCCCAAAGCUAUCCUAUGACGCAAAUGAGACGCUGCCUCUUCACCUUUAUGUAAAGUCCUUUGACAAGAAAAUUGACAGCAAGCUACAAGUGACUCUCUACAACUGCUCCUUUGGCCGCAGUGACUGUAGCCUGUGUCUGGCUGCCGACCCUGCCUACAGGUGUGUGUGGUGCCGUGGGCAGAACAGGUGUGUCUAUGAGGCCCUGUGCAGCAAUGUUACUUCAGAAUGCCCACCACCAGUCAUUACCAGGAUCCAGCCUGAGACAGGCCCACUGGGUGGGGGCAUCCGCGUCACUAUCCAUGGGUCCAAUUUGGGCGUCACAGCAGACGAUGUCAAGAAGAUCACUGUGGCUGGCCAAAACUGUGCCUUUGAACCAAAAUGGUACUCUGUCUCUACCCGGAUUGUGUGUGCGAUUGAGGCUGCGGAGAUGCCUUUCACGGGAGGUAUUGAGGUGGAUGUUAAUGGAAAGCUGGGCCACUCACCACCACAUGUCCAGUUCACUUAUCAACAACCCCAGCCUCUCAGUGUCGAGCCACGACAGGGUCCACAGGCAGGUGGCACCACAUUGACCAUCAAUGGCACUCACCUGGACACAGGCUCCAAGGAGGAUGUUCGGGUGACACUCAAUGACGUCCCUUGUGAAGUGACAAAGUUUGGAGCACAGCUGCAGUGCGUCACGGGUCCACAGGUGGCUCCAGGCCAGAUGGUACUAGAAAUCUCCUAUGGGGGCUCCCGAGUGCCCAGCUCUGGUGUCUCCUUCACCUACUGUGAGAACCCAGUGUUACGAGCCUUUGAGCCACUGAGAAGCUUUGUCAGUGGUGGCCGGAGCAUCAAUGUUACAGGCCAGGGCUUCAGCCUCAUCCAGAAGUUUGCCAUGGUUGUCAUUGCUGAGCCCUUGAGGUCCUGGCGGAGGCGGCGGGAGGCUGAAUCCCUGGAGCCCAUGACGGUCACGGGCACUGAGUACGUGUUCUACAAUGACACCAAGGUGGUCUUCUUGUCACCUGCUGUCCCUGAAGAACCUGAGGCUUACAACCUCACUGUGCUGAUACAGAUGGACGGUCACCGUGCACUCCUUAGGACUGAAGCUGGUGCCUUUGAGUAUGUGGCGGAUCCCACCUUUGAGAACUUCACAGGUGGUGUCAAGAAGCAGGUCAACAAGCUCAUCCAUGCCCGGGGAACCAAUCUGAACAAGGCCAUGACACUGGAGGAGGCUGAGGCAUUUGUGGGUGCUGAGCGUUGCAUUAUGAAGACGCUGACCGAGACUGACCUAUACUGUGAGCCCCCAGAGGUGCAGCCCCCACCCAAGCGGCGGCAGAAGCGAGACACAACACACAACCUGCCCGAGUUCAUUGUGAAGUUUGGCUCUCGAGAGUGGGUGCUAGGCCGGGUGGAGUAUGACACACGUGUGAGUGACGUGCCGCUCAGUCUCAUCCUGCCUCUGGUCAUGGUGCCCAUGGUGUUUAUCAUUGCCGUGUCCAUCUACUGCUACUGGAGGAAGAGCCAGCAGGCCGAGCGUGAGUAUGAGAAGAUUAAGUCCCAGCUGGAAGGACUGGAAGAGAGCGUGCGAGACCGCUGCAAGAAGGAAUUCACAGACCUGAUGAUCGAGAUGGAAGACCAGACAAAUGAUGUGCAUGAGGCGGGCAUCCCCACGCUGGACUAUAAGACCUACACUGACCGCGUCUUCUUCCUGCCCUCCAAGGAUGGUGACAAGGAUGUCAUGAUCACUGGAAAGCUAGACAUUCCAGAGUCACGGCGGCCCGUUGUGGAGCAGGCCCUCUAUCAGUUCUCCAACCUGCUCAAUAGCAAGUCCUUCCUCAUCAAUUUCAUCCACACCCUAGAGAAUCAACGCGAGUUCUCAGCUCGUGCCAAGGUCUACUUCGCGUCACUGCUGACUGUGGCCCUGCAUGGGAAGUUAGAGUACUACACGGACAUCAUGCGUACCCUCUUCCUGGAACUCAUGGAGCAGUAUGUGGUGGCCAAGAACCCAAAGCUGAUGCUUCGAAGGUCGGAGACAGUGGUGGAGAGGAUGCUGUCCAACUGGAUGUCCAUCUGUCUGUACCAGUACCUCAAGGAUAGCGCAGGUGAGCCCCUGUACAAGCUCUUCAAGGCCAUCAAACACCAGGUGGAAAAGGGACCAGUAGACGCUGUGCAGAAGAAGGCCAAGUACACCCUGAAUGACACAGGGCUGCUUGGGGAUGAUGUCGAGUAUGCACCUCUGACGGUGAGCGUGAUCAUUCAGGAUGAAGGAGUUGAGGCCAUCCCAGUCAAGGUCCUCAACUGCGACACCAUAUCUCAGGUCAAAGAGAAGAUCAUCGAUCAGGUGUACCGUACACAGCCCUGCUCUUGCUGGCCCAAGCCUGACAGUGUGGUCCUCGAAUGGCGUCCUGGGUCCACGGCCCAGAUUCUGUCUGACUUGGACCUUACCUCUCAGCGGGAAGGCCGGUGGAAACGAAUCAACACCCUUAUGCACUACAACGUCCGGGAUGGAGCCACCCUCAUCUUGUCUAAGGUGGGAGUCUCCCAGCAACCAGAGGACAGCCAACCAGAUCUUCCUGGGGAGCGCCAUGCCCUUCUGGAAGAGGAAAACCGUGUGUGGCACUUGGUGCGGCCAACAGAUGAGGUAGAUGAAGGCAAGUCCAAGCGCGGCAGCAUGAAAGAGAAAGAGCGAACCAAGGCGAUCACAGAAAUCUACCUGACACGGCUGCUCUCGGUCAAGGGCACACUGCAGCAGUUUGUGGACAACUUUUUCCAAAGUGUGCUGGCUCCCGGGAAUGCAGUGCCACCCGCAGUCAAGUAUUUCUUUGAUUUCUUGGAUGAGCAGGCCGAGAAGCAUGACAUCCGGGAUGAGGAUACCAUCCACAUCUGGAAAACCAAUAGUUUACCGCUUCGGUUCUGGGUGAACAUCCUGAAGAACCCUCAUUUCAUCUUUGAUGUUCAUGUCCACGAAGUGGUGGAUGCCUCCCUGUCGGUUAUCGCACAGACCUUCAUGGAUGCCUGUACUCGCACAGAGCACAAGCUGAGCCGUGACUCUCCCAGCAACAAGCUGCUGUAUGCAAAGGAGAUCUCUACCUACAAGAAGAUGGUGGAAGACUACUAUAAGGGCAUCCGACAGAUGGUGCAGGUCAGCGACCAAGACAUGAACACACACUUGGCAGAGAUUUCCCGGGCACACACAGACUCCUUGAACACACUUGUGGCACUGCACCAGCUCUACCAGUACACACAAAAGUACUAUGAUGAGAUCAUCAAUGCUUUGGAGGAAGACCCUGCAGCCCAAAAGAUGCAAUUGGCCUUCCGCCUGCAGCAGAUUGCCGCUGCGCUUGAGAACAAGGUUACAGACCUCUGACCGUCAGGGCUGCCUCAGGAUGCAGGUGUGUGGUACCAUGGCAUUGGGCAGCCUCCUGGCGUGAUGUUGCACUGGCUGUAGCUGAGUUCUUCUCUCUCUCCAGUAGAGGAUGCACCCAACGCGUCUGGAGUGGGUAUAGUGGGCCCACCUCCUGUAGACUUGUAGCGUCUUUCUCCUGAGCAAUACUGCCCGGGCGCCCGAGUCAGCACCAGCUCCUUCCAAUGGCACCAGCAUCGGGUGUUCUCUGUGUUGUCUCCUGAGUAAUUCGCAAAUGUGCCUUACAAAGCCACACUGGGCCACUGGGGGCAAUGGAGCCUUGGCCUCCCCUCCCCAAGCACCAGCAGCCCAGCCUCCUCAGAUACUCUGGGUUUGGUCUGUAGCUCCCAUGGCCGGUUCCUGGACUGUGCCAGCCUGCCAGAUGGAAGGAGGAGAAGAAAAGCGGUACAAUGCCUUCCUGACCUCACCUGAGCCUCCCCAUGGGGCGCAGGCACUCCAGGAGGACUUGGAGGGCCAUCACUGGCUCCACCUCUAAGGUCAAGCUGGACGUCAGACGUCGGGGCCCAGGUGGCCAGAGGGACCCAGAAAACUGCGGUCCUGGUCUCAGCUGUCAAACAGGCUGUCCUGGAGGCCCUGCCUGGAUCUGGGGAUGCUGGAACAGCAUCUCCACCAGGACCACUCACCCCUUUUUGUAAAUCCUGAUUGUAAAUCCAAUACAGUUGUCUUUUUCACUCUC
Mesocricetus auratus (golden hamster) is the source of this 6522-nucleotide messenger RNA. RefSeq names its product plexin B2 (gene Plxnb2). The record is from RefSeq and is a predicted model, not a curated record. The transcript is spliced from 38 exons. Lineage: Eukaryota; Metazoa; Chordata; Mammalia; Rodentia; Cricetidae. Gene Ontology annotation, molecular function: protein binding; semaphorin receptor activity. Gene Ontology annotation, cellular component: semaphorin receptor complex. Gene Ontology annotation, biological process: positive regulation of axonogenesis; negative regulation of cell adhesion; regulation of cell shape. The coding region runs from base 264 to 5789 and encodes 1841 amino acids.